AUGGCCUCAGAAGCGACCCCGACGGCCUACAUCAUGCCUUUAUCUCAAAUCGAGUGUGGAUAUCAUGCAUAUGAAGAUGCAAUCACCGCUAUUCAGGACCAUCAACGUCUCGAGGGCUUCGUAUGCACCAUCAGCAGCAAGCAACGCAAUCCUCGCACAACUUCGGUAGUAGGUCUCACGCUGCAAUGCAACCAAAGCGGUCGGUAUCGCCAAUGGUCAAAUAAAAAAGGCAUAUAUAAUACCUCGUCACAUAAGAGCAACUGUCCCUUUCGAGCCCGGAUUCGCUACAACCGUUACGAUAAUUUAUUUCAUCUCAAAGUCUUGCAUUCGUCACACAAUCAUGAUCGAAUCGCUUCCCUCAUUAGUUCAAGCGCGUUACGGCGACAAAGUCAGCAACGAUUCGGCCAGGAGAGGCUUCUUUCAUUAGUGGAGAUAAAAGCCCAAGGAAAACAACUAACGGCGCGGCAAAUUGCGGAACAAAUCACGCGUGAACAUCCUGGGCUUCUGAUCAACGCCCUGGAUGUGUUUAUUUUUAAGCGAAAGCUACGAUUAGGCAGAAAUCAGGCCGGAACAUCGACACAGGCCUCCGGUCAAGUUGAAGCCCCUAGAACCAGAGCGUCGUCAGUGGCAUCGGCGGCGGCAUCGGCGGCGGCAUCGGCAGCCGCAUCAUCAUCAAGCCGUAGCAGCGCAGGGGAACCGAGGAAACAGGAAAAGGCGCACGAGGAGGGCCUAAGGCGGCUCCAAGAGCUUCAGAAUGCUGUCGCAAAGUUGGCAGGCUCUGUUGAGGCUCUACAGGCCUCGCACCAAGCUACACAGGCUGCUUUGAUGCAACAUUAUUAUAUUCAACCGCCUCCUCAAGUUGCCCCUUCAACAGCAACUUGGCCGGCUGCAUCAGGUCACAUGGCUCAAUAUAACGGACCAUUUCAAGUAACAGCUCCAGCACCUCAAGUUUCGCGGACUCCUGGCCCAGGGCCAAGUCCCUCAUCUUCGCAGAUGAGUUCGCAAGCAGGCUCUAGCCAGCCCUUGAAAUGGACAUAUUACAGGCCUCAAUAG
This is a messenger RNA of Ustilaginoidea virens, 1053 nucleotides long. RefSeq lists its product as uncharacterized. The coding region runs from base 1 to 1053 and encodes 350 amino acids. Lineage: Eukaryota; Fungi; Ascomycota; Sordariomycetes; Hypocreales; Clavicipitaceae. The record is from RefSeq and is a predicted model, not a curated record. The transcript has a single exon.